Molecule: messenger RNA, 2313 nt
Organism: Melampsora larici-populina 98AG31
Lineage: Eukaryota; Fungi; Basidiomycota; Pucciniomycetes; Pucciniales; Melampsoraceae
Exons: 1
Coding region: 1-2313 (770 amino acids)
Source: RefSeq, a predicted model, not a curated record
AUGUCUAAAAUGCAAGCUAAGGGAAGUAAAAUUGACUUCUUGGCAUUCAAAUUCUUAGGAGAAAUAAAACUACUUUCUGUUGACAAGAAACUCUUGCAAGAAGACCAUCUCAAUGCUUGGAGAGAUCUAAGGACAAUUGAUAUAGUGACAAGACAUAAUAGGAAUUCUUCUACUUACCAGAAAAGAGUUGAGGACUUGGCCAACAAAAUGAUGAAAACCACUUCUGACCAAAGAAUGAAUCUUCAUAGGGAUGCUGUUGAGUGGUCAGAGCACAAGGCCAACAAACCUCUUGCAAUUGUGAUGUAUUACCUUAUUCAACUGCUGAAGGUACAUUUGCCGGAAAGCACCCAUGAAGAGAUAGAAUUUCUCCCAGAGGAUGUAAAAAAACAUUUCAAGGUCACUUACUUUGAUAAUACAUCCUUGUCCAGGAAUAUGAUUGAUCCAUUCAUGGAUGCUAGCAUGCCUUUUCUUGGAUGGCACUUAUUGAUGGAAUGGUUCAACAUAAACCAUGGAAUUGGUCUCCACUCGUCAGUCAAUCAAAUACAAUAUGAAUGGAAGAAAACAAUCCCAAAAGUAGCUCAAGUUGGAUAUGCAAGCCAUUACAUGUGUUAUAUGAAGCUGAUUGAGAAGAUUGAAGUACUAGCUUCUGCAGCUAUCCAGGACAUCAAUUUGAUCAAGAAAGUUGAUAGUAAAAUUAGCUUUAGAUCUUUGAAGAAAUUCUUUGGAAGAAAUGUUUCUGAUGUCCACAUUCUUCAAAAACACCUGCUCAAUGAACCACAUGACAAAACUAGGCCAUUGAAAUUUCCCCUCUUUGGAAUCCAUUUCAAAAUUGAUGGAGAGAUCUCAGAAAAUAUCAAAGCUGACAUUAUCAAAUCCUGGAAGUCCUUUAGUGCUGACCAUGUUGGAAUUGCAUCUGAGCUGUCUAAAAUUUCAAGAAGUACUUCAAAAAAGGGUACUACUUUACCAGGAAAGGUGAGAGAUAUGAGUGGGUACCGUAAAAUCAAGGGGAAAACAAACAAAGACAACCCACAGCAUAAUCAGAUGUGGAGGCACAUUGCAAGGACAAUAAAUCUAGUCACCAACCUUGAUCCACCUAAAUCUUCAGAAAAGUUGAUAUUAUGGCAAAUUUUGAGAUCUGUAUUGACAGUUAUUGCAAACAAAUUUGAACCAACAAAAUUUGAAAGACAAAUAGAAAAUACUGUUAUGUUUUAUCUGUUGAUCAGGAGGCUUGGAGAAGUUCUUGAAGAGGCUGUGAAGAGCCAGUCUUCUUCAAAUGAUCCUGGUAUAAGAUGCACCAGAGCACAAUUCAUGAUGUACUAUUGGUCCACAAUGUGCUACAGUUCAACUGGACUAAAAAACAAGCAGGAAAAGACUAACCAGCGGAUGCAAUUUGAGCUUGGCCGGGUUUAUUUUAAUCAUUUGAUAUCUUCACAGAGGUUGAACAAAUUAUAUGACCAUAUGCCAAAAUAUUCCGAGAACAGUUCAAAGGAUUAUGCACUUGAAAUGGAUCAAGAAAAAGAAACCAUGGUAUCCCAAUCUACAGCAAUGAAAGAAGUCAUAAGACAUAGACACAGAAUGCCAGAACAAUCUAAAAAUGAUCAUAGUACAUUUGGAAGGAAUUUUGUUCACUCUGACUAUGCACUUGAAGGCCAGCCACAUGCCUCCAAGGGCUUGACUUCUGCUGAAACAAUGAUCACAAAUUCUGACAGGAUGAACUUUGAGGUCCCUAGAAAAAGAUCUAGCCGGUACCCAAACUCAAUCACUUCCAACAAAAAGCUUUUGGUAGAGCACACAACAGACCACACAUCUUCACAAACCUCUCCUCAAAAGAGAAAACCAGUUGAAGACACUUUGAUGCAUUCUGAUAGAUCUGUUUCUAUUGGAGUAAAAAAGAAACAAAGGACAAAUAAACUUGUGAAUUCAUCCCUUGGCAGUGUGAGUCAAUGGCCCACCCAAAUUUUUGCCCCCAUGCACCCCUCAACAGUUGAACCACAAAACACAUUUCACCACAAAAUUUCAAGUCUCAAAGAGCCAGAAGCCAUCCAAGAAUCAAAUACUGGUGGUAAGAAAAUCAUAUUGGGUCAGAUAGAUGUUGAAGGUAUUGGGCUUGGAGGGUAUACAAGUGAUAUUUACCAUUUGAACAAACCACCACUUUCAUCAAUUACACCAGUUCCUGGGCCAACAUUACCACAAGAUGGCCAUAUUCAUUUAUUUGAUCUCAAUAAACCAUGGGAAUAUACCUCAUGUGUUGAAAAAUUCAGCAGCAUGCUUCCAGAUUUGAAUGAACCCUAUGAGGAUCUCUCUGUACAAUAG